Messenger RNA from Pipistrellus nathusii (Nathusius's pipistrelle), 2025 nucleotides. Lineage: Eukaryota; Metazoa; Chordata; Mammalia; Chiroptera; Vespertilionidae. The record is from the annotation of a GenBank genome assembly.
AUGACUGUCACUUACUCCAGUAAAGUAGCCAAUGCGACUUUUUUUGGAUUUCAUAGGUUACUCCUCAAGUGGAGAGGCAGCAUCUACAAACUGCUGUACAGGGAAUUUAUUGUUUUCGCUGUUUUUUACACAGCAAUAAGUUUGGUGUACAGAUUGUUACUUACAGGAGCCCAAAAACGUUACUUUGAAAAAUUAUCAAUUUACUGUGACAGAUAUGCUGAACAAAUUCCAGUAACCUUUGUGCUUGGGUUUUAUGUCACGCUGGUAGUGAACCGAUGGUGGAACCAGUUUGUGAACCUGCCCUGGCCGGACAGGCUGAUGUUCCUCAUCUCCAGCAGCGUGCACGGCAGGGACGAGCGCGGGCGCCUGCUCCGGAGGACACUGAUGCGCUACGUCAACCUCACGUCCCUGCUCAUCUUCCGCUCCGUGAGCACCGCGGUGUACAAAAGGUUUCCCACGAUGGACCACGUGGUGGAAGCAGGUUUUAUGACAUCAGAUGAAAGAAAAUUAUUUGACCACCUCAAGUCUCCUCAUCUGAAAUAUUGGGUUCCAUUCAUCUGGUUUGGAAAUCUGGCAGCAAAAGCCCGGAAGGAAGGUAGAAUCAGAGACAGUGUUGAUCUGCAAUCAUUAAUGACUGAAAUGAACCGGUACCGCUCUUGGUGCAGCCUCUUAUUCGGUUAUGACUGGGUUGGGAUCCCGCUGGUGUACACCCAGGUUGUCACUCUGGCUGUCUACACCUUCUUUUUUGCGUGCCUGAUUGGACGCCAGUUUUUGGAUCCCACCGAAGGCUACGCUGGGCAUGACUUAGAUCUUUACAUUCCAAUCUUUACUCUCCUACAGUUCUUCUUCUAUGCCGGAUGGCUCAAGGUGGCUGAGCAGCUCAUCAACCCUUUCGGAGAAGAUGAUGAUGAUUUUGAAACGAACUGGUGCAUUGACAGAAAUCUGCAGGUCUCUCUUUUAGCUGUGGAUGAGAUGCACAUGAGCUUACCCAAGAUGAAGAAAGACAUUUACUGGGACGAUUCUGCUGCUCGCCCCCCAUAUACACUGGCAGCUGCUGACUACUGCAUACCCUCAUUUCUGGGGUCAACAGUCCAAAUGGCGCUGUCCGGGGCCGACCUGCCCGGCGAGGAGUGGCUGGACUACGAGAAGCACGGCCACCGCCGCUCCGUGAUCCGCAGGGUGAAGCGCUUCCUGAGCGCCCACGAGCACCCGGGCAGCGCGCGCGGCCGGCGCUUCGCCCGCCAGGCCAGCGAGAGCUCCGCCUUCUUCGCGCCCGGCGACCUCAGCCCCCGCCGCGACCUCCUGGACGUGCCGGCCCGCAGCCCGCGCCGCGCCGCCAAGCCCGCCGCCCCCGACGGCGCCGCGCGGCACGCCAGCCUGGGCGAGCUGUCCACCAUCCGCGAGGCCAGCCGCACCAGCACGCUGCAGAGCCUCAGCCCGCAGCCCAGCCCGCGCGGCUCCCCCGCCACGAUGCCCCAGGUCCCCGAGCUGCGCGUCACCGCGCCGGGGCCCGCGGCCGCCGAGGACCUGGGGGACUCCACCGCCUCCCUCCAGAGCUUCGACUUCACCGGGGUGCAGCCCGGCGGCCCCGGGGACCCCCUGCGGCUCAUGGUGUUCCCCUCGGGGGAGGGGACGCCGCCGCGAGGCCCCAGUCCCCAGACUGUCUCCAUCCAGGCUGAGCCAGACCUGUUCCCCUUCUCCCCGGAGGAGGACCCUUUUGCCAACGACUCGUACCCCAAAAGGUGGAGCCUGCCCGGGUUCCUGGAGUCCAGCCACACCUCCCUGGAGGCCCGAGGCGGGCCCGAGCCCGCCGCCAACCCCCCGGAGCCGCCCCUGCUGCUCGUCGACCCAGAGACGUCCUCCGAGGCCAGUGGCAUCAACUUCGUGGCCGGCCCGCGAGCCUCCCCGGACCUGCUGUAUCUGAUGGAGACGCUGGACACCAAGGAGACGGACAUCAUAGAAUUCACCAACGAGCGGGCGGACGGAUCGCCCGGGGGAAGGCCAGCCGCCGGCUCCAGGACCUAG